Capsicum annuum is the source of this 540-nucleotide messenger RNA. RefSeq lists its product as uncharacterized. The transcript has 2 exons. NCBI's taxonomy places the organism in Eukaryota, Viridiplantae, Streptophyta, Magnoliopsida, Solanales, Solanaceae. The record is from RefSeq and is a predicted model, not a curated record. The coding region runs from base 1 to 540 and encodes 179 amino acids.
AUGAAGGAGUACUUCUUUAAGUUUAACCCAUUAGCCAAGUAUGUUCCUGAUUUGAUUGCUGACACUCGAGCUAGUAUGAAAAAGUUCAUGAAAAGUGUUUCUAGUUUGGUACUAAAAGAGUGUAGGACUGCGAUGCUGAAUAGGGAUAUAGAUUUGCCUAUAUUGAUGAUACAUGCACAGCAAAUAGAGGCAGAUAAAAUAAGGGAGAGAGAUAGACCUUCAUCAGCUAGUACUCCCACGCCUAGAAAUAGGAAGGAGCAAGGGAACAGGUCUUCCAUGUCUCGAUCGCAGAAUAGUGCAAGUAACAGAUCUCACUAUCCUCCUUGUGCUAAGUAUGGUAGGUAUCAUCUCGAUGAGUGCUUAGCAGACCAUAGGGGUUGUUUCGAUUAUGGCAAAUUGGGCCACAAACUUACAGAGUGUCCGCAUGCAAGGCAAGGGAAUAGAGAUGACAGACCUCAGACACAGGCUACUAAUGCACCAGCUCUUGUAGCCCGUCCUGCCCCUGCUCAAGGUGUGUCAUCUAGCAAUGUUGGUGGUUAG